UCGCUUACCUUUACGCUCCUCACAGGCUUAAAAAUGUCGGAUCGUGAAGGUCACUCCGGUCUGCCUCCAACAGAUGAAGACCUUUCCUUGCCAAAGGCUACUGUCGCCAAGAUGAUUGCCGAGUUACUGCCCAGCGAUGUUGUGUGCGCUAAAGAGACGCGUGAUCUGGUCAUAGAAUGUUGUGUAGAAUUUAUCCACCUGAUAUCAUCAGAAGCCAACGAAAUAUGCGAACAAGAGUCUAAGAAAACUAUUGCCCCAGAGCAUAUCAUCAAUGCACUGAAGCGCCUUGGAUUUGAUUCGUUUACGUCAGAGGUCGAAGAUGUCCUGAAAGAUCAUAAACAACAGCAGAAGGAUCGGGAGAAAAAAGUGUCAAAGUUUGAACAGUCUGGAAUGACGGAGGAAGAGCUUCUCGCAAAACAGGAGGAGUUAUUUGCGGCAAGCAGAGCAAAAUUCCAAUCAACGCAACAAUAGUAGUAUACUAUUUACUCACUCUAUCUUUAUUCUUCAAAUUCUCGUAAGUAUCUACUGUGUAUAAACCUAAUUCUUUCGGUCUUCAUGACGUUUCAGCAA
Messenger RNA from Laccaria bicolor S238N-H82, 570 nucleotides. RefSeq lists its product as uncharacterized. Gene Ontology annotation, biological process: RNA polymerase II preinitiation complex assembly; positive regulation of transcription by RNA polymerase II; chromatin remodeling. Lineage: Eukaryota; Fungi; Basidiomycota; Agaricomycetes; Agaricales; Hydnangiaceae. Gene Ontology annotation, cellular component: negative cofactor 2 complex. The record is from RefSeq and is a predicted model, not a curated record. Bases 34 to 471 code for a protein of 145 amino acids. The transcript has 5 exons. Gene Ontology annotation, molecular function: TBP-class protein binding; core promoter sequence-specific DNA binding; general transcription initiation factor activity.